UUGACUUUGCUGAAUGUCUCAGUCAGUCACAAAACGAUAUAGUCUGUAAUAGGAGCUCAAGCAUUAACAAACAAACCAAAAUUUAGUGAAGAAAAAGUGUAAUUAAGUUAAACAGAACCAUUUGGCUGAUAUUCGUUCAGUUUUGGACUCAGAAUUGAUAUACAAAUUGUAAACCAUGGACAUGAAGUAUUCACAGUUAGUUGUGUUUUUGGUGAUUUGCUUCACUAAAGUGCACGGGCGAACGGAAAAUGGGCAUUGUGAACCCACUGAACUCCUGCCCUACACAUGUGAGGUUCACUUGGUUGAAGAUGCUCAACAACCGAUUACUAUUGUAAUUUUCGACGAAAAUGCAUCGGCGAAUGGCUUACAAAUCAAAGGACAUCUCAAAAGUAUUCCAGACAUAUCGGAUGCAACCAAAAAAUUGGUAAAGUUGAAUAGACUUGAAAUCAGAGGUGUUGGAUUGAAAAGCGUAAGGGCGGGUCAAUUAGCCGCUUUCGAAAGAAUUUCAGAGUUAGAUGUCAGCGAUAAUCAAAUUUCUGAACUUGAUGCUGAGAGCUUCAAAGAACUUCGUGACCUCGAAUUUAUUAAGUUGCAUAACAAUGAAAUUGAGAUUUUGCCAUUGGGGAUAUUCGACUCUAAUCAAAAGCUGUAUUACAUUCAGCUGAACGACAACAAAUUGAAAGAGAUCCAUGUCGAUACUUUCCAUCAGCAUCCAGAUUUAAAUUUUCUUUAUUUAAGGAAUAACCAAAUCGAGGUACUGUCUGCGACAGUCUUCCGCAACAAUAACAAAAUGCAUCUAAUUCAUCUCGACCACAAUCGAUUGAAAGCUUUGCAUAACGAUACGUUUAAGGGACUCAAGGAUCUACGGUUCCUCGAGCUAAAUGAAAAUCAGAUUGAAAUUUUGCCGAAAGGUUUAUUUGACGACAAUACGAAAUUGGGAUAUGUUUCCUUACAAAACAAUAAACUGAUGAAAAUCGAAACUGAUCUUCAGAAGCUUCGAAAGUUAAUAAGUCUCAAUUUAACUGGAAACGUCUGCAUUAGUCAGGAAUGUGAAUUUAAAGGCAGGGAUUGUUUAUCUGCAUUGAUUGAAGACGUUCAACAAAAAUGCUCGAAUUGAAGUGAAGUUCGACUCUACUAGAUUAAACUGAAAAGUUAAUUUACGAGUUUGUUUUUGAAUCAUUUCUACUCUAAAUGAGAAUGAAAAUUGUAAAAUCCAUGGAGAAAUAAAUUAAUUAAUUUAAAAAAAAGUCAGUGAC
This is a messenger RNA of Bradysia coprophila, 1256 nucleotides long. RefSeq lists its product as uncharacterized. NCBI's taxonomy places the organism in Eukaryota, Metazoa, Arthropoda, Insecta, Diptera, Sciaridae. The record is from RefSeq and is a predicted model, not a curated record. Gene Ontology annotation, molecular function: protein binding.